UGACACCGGAAGUGGAUGCAGAGAGGCGCCUUUUCUGAGCUCACGUUGUCAGGCAGAAAUUAACCAAAUCUUUUGGCAGGGCCCGACGUUGUUGUUAGGUCGAAAAGGAGAUUAUUCAGCUGGCAUAACACUUGCCAAGGGCAGCGGCAGGAAGUCGUACCGUUAAGUUGUCACAUAUUCAACAUGGCGACUAAAAAGAAGCGAACGCCAAACGUGCAAAAUGACAGCUGGGUUGUAAUCGCUGCAGACUCUGCCAUCGACACACAGAAGCACGACAGUGAUCCAACUUUCGUCAGACUGAGGAAUCCGUCUACAGAUGCAGCAUCUCUGUACCUGCUGGGCAGCGGUGACGUGCAGCUGUAUGAGGUCAAAGCAUUUCAAGAAGAUUUCCGUUCCUGGUUUGUUGGCCAGAGUGUACAGAGAGAUGGCAGACUUAUGUUUGUGACACCAAUGGAUCCCCUCUACCUAAUUCUGCCAUAUCUGAUUAAAUCUGGCAAAGAGGGGAAGUUCCAACCUUUGGAUCAAGUUAUCAUGGAUGAGGAACUCCCAGCUUGCUCGAGGCUGCUCAGCUGCACACGUUCCCUGUCGUCCUUGCACCACAUUGCUGAGGAAAAAGAGGUGGGAGGCCAGAAGUUUCAUCGAUACAGUCAAGAGAGAACCAUGAACUGGUUGAAGAAGAAGGUGGAGAGAACGGUUGUUGCUCUGAAGAAGACAAACAUCUCCGUCGGAGAAGGAGUGAAAUCCACAACAUAUGUCAGGGUGAAGUCAGAGUCAGGCACUCACGAGGAGGACUACCUGCGUUACGCCCAUGGCCUGAUAUCAGAUUAUAUCAGCGAAGACUUGAGCAGAGCCCUCCUCAAACACUUGGGGUUACCAGAACUAACGAGUCCAAAGGAGACAGAGCCUCCUUCCAAGAAGCGGAAACUUUCAGACAAGCCGGUGGAGGCCGGAGAAGACUACACCAAAUUCAACAGUGCAGACUUUGCGCGGAAACCGUCCAAGAAGAUGUCGGCUGCUCAGAAAAGUCUGGCUAAGGUGGAUAAGACUGGCAUGAAGACAAUGUCGUCGUUCUUCAGCCCCAAGGUCAAAACAGAGAAGAAAUGAAUGUUGUCUAGUUCCUGUAAUUUGUAUACAACAUAUUUGUAAUAAAGAAAAGAAAAUGUAUUGGGACAUAUUUUAAUUUUAAAUAGUUUAAAAGGGAUAAUUUCUAGAAUUCUAGAUGUUUUUUUAAGGCGACAACUAUAUAAUACACUUUUUUUUUAUUAUUUAUUGUUUAAAAAUAUUUAUGUGUAAGUAAUGUGUGAAUAUUUCUUCUCUGACUUCACAAAAUUAUAUAAAAAAAGUUUUAUUUCUUA
Messenger RNA from Mugil cephalus (flathead mullet), 1355 nucleotides. RefSeq names its product ribonuclease H2, subunit B (gene rnaseh2b). The record is from RefSeq and is a predicted model, not a curated record. The coding region runs from base 184 to 1104 and encodes 306 amino acids. Lineage: Eukaryota; Metazoa; Chordata; Actinopteri; Mugiliformes; Mugilidae. Gene Ontology annotation, biological process: ribonucleotide metabolic process; RNA catabolic process. Gene Ontology annotation, cellular component: ribonuclease H2 complex; nucleoplasm. The transcript has 11 exons.